AUAAUUGGCUGGAUGUGGUAUUUGGAGAUGCUGAGCUGGCUCCUUCCCCCCAUGUCCCUGCACACACACAGGGGUGGGUUGCGCGGGCGGCAGAGGGAGGCAGGGCUGGGUGGCGGCAGCGGCGGCUCCUCUGCCACUCCCUGCCUCCCUGCCUCGCUGUCCGAGCCGCUCGCGCUGCUGGGCUGCUGCCUGCGGCCGGGCGAGGCGGCGGAGCCGGGCCGCGGGGAGCGGGGGCUGCUGCUGCUGUCGGCGGCGGGGAUGAUGGCGGAGGGCGGCGGCGGGGGGCCGCGGCGGAAGGCGCUGUCCCUGCUGGAGGCGGCCCGCUCCCGCUACGAGAGCCUGCAGAUCUCGGACGACGUGUUCGGGGAGUCGGGCCAGGACAGCAGCGGGAACCCCUUCUACAGCACCUCGGCCGACUCCCGCUCCGCCUCCUCCCAGGACGAGGACGAGGAGCAGCUCGCGGCUGCGGAGGGGCCCGGCCCCAGGGGCAGGGGGCGCCGUGUCCCCAGGGCGCUGGCGGCGGAGCGGCAGCAGGUUUCCGGUGGCGGCGGCAGCCCCGGCCCCACGGAAGAGGAGGAGGAGGGGGGCUGGAUCCCGACCCUGCGCGACGCCCCACCCCCAGACUUCAAGGAUAGCUUCGGUCCAACCCGUAAAAUGCCCCAAACUGCCAGUGCCAUGGACUUUUUUCAGCUCUUUGUCCCUGACAAUGUACUAAAGAACAUGGUGGUACAAACCAACAUGUAUGCCAAGAAGUACCAGGAGAGAUUUGGCAAAGAUGAUGCCUGGAUGGAUGUCACUCUAACAGAAAUGAAAGCCUUCCUAGGCUACAUGAUCUCAACAAGCAUUCACCACUGCGAGUCCGUCCUCAGCAUUUGGAGCAGUGGCUUCUACAGCAACAGGAGCAUAGCGCUGAUCAUGACACAGCCGCGGUUUGAGAAAAUCCUGAAGUACUUCCACAUUGUGGCCUUCCGUUCCAGCCAGAUGACACAUGGCCUCUACAAAAUUCAGCCUUUUCUGGACUCUCUGCAGUAUGGCUUUGACUCUGCUUUUAGGCCUUCCCAAACCCAGGUGCUACAUGAACCGCUGAUCGAUGAGGACCCAGUUUUCAUUGCCACAUGCACAGAGCGGGAGCUACGCAAAAGGAAAAAGCGGAAAUUCAGCCUGUGGGUUCGGCAGUGCUCAUCUACUGGUUUCAUCUGUCAGAUUUAUGUCCAUCUAAAAGAAGGAGGCGGUGCUGACGGACUGGAUGCUUUGAAGAACAAGCCCCAACUCCACAGUAUGGUGGCCAAGAGCCUUUGUCAGAAUGCAUCAGGAAAAAACUACAUCAUCUUCACUGGCCCUAGCAUUACCAGCCUGAACCUUUUUGAAGAGUUUGAGAAGCAAGAAAUUUAUUGCUGCGGGUUGCUGAGUUCCAGGAAAAGUGACUGCACAGGCCUACCUCCAUCAAUGCUGCAUAACCCAGAAGCUCCUCAGUCCAGAGGGCAGUACAGAAUAAAGAUGAAGGGAAACAUGUCCCUGAUCUGCUGGUACAACAAAGGGCAUUUUCGUUUUCUCACUAAUGCCUAUUCUCCAGUUCAACAAGGAGUUAUAAUUAAGAGAAAAAGUGGCGAGAUCCCAUGCCCGUUGGCAGUAGAAGCUUUUGCUGCUCAUCUUAGCUAUAUCUGCAAAUAUGACGACAAAUACAGCAAGUAUUUCAUUUCUCAUAAACCAAACAAGACCUGGCAACAAGUGUUCUGGUUUACCAUCAGCAUUGCCAUAAACAAUGCCUACAUCCUGUACAAAAUGUCAGAUGCCUAUCACGUGAAAAGGUACAGCCGGGCACAGUUUGGCGAGAGACUUAUAAAGGAGCUGCUGGGCUUGGAGGACACCUCACCUUCUCAUUGAUGCAUUAUUCCUUGUGGCUUAGGACUGGGGUGGAGGGGGAGCAGAAGAGGAGACCACAGCUCUGGAAUGUCAAAACAGGAUAUGUCAUGACAUCACCAAUGCCGCUCCCUAUAGGAAAAUGACAGUGAUGCCAGUAGAGGGGUGGAGACGUUGUUAAAAGUAGCAGCUGGCUGUUGAGUGUCCUACAGAGAGAGCCACAGGAAAAGUCAACACACAACUGCAUCUGUGAAUGCUCUGCGAGUACCUGUCCAUCCAAAAAGAUUUAAGUUAGUAGCCAUUUGUCUGCCAUAUCUGUUGAACAGGGUCAUCUCGUAAGGCUUCCAUAGGGCUCACCACGAGCUUGCCACAAAGGGAUGUAGCUCAAUGGUCCUAGGUGGGCAUUACAAAAACUCUGCCUUGUCUGGAGUUCUUUAACUCUGGGACAAGCUAUGUGUCAUGGAUGACAGUGUCUGACACCUUGUAAGGAAUCAUGACAUGGUUAAAGAGAAACAGAUUUAUAUGUUCUUCACACACAUAUUGACAGAUUGACCUGUAACAAGCAAAGACAACCAAGACUGAGUAACAGUUAAGAGCUUUUUUUUUUUUUUUUUUUUUUAAAAUAAGUGUUAAGGCAAUCAGAUUGCAGUACAGGAAUAAAAAGUUUAGGGGAAAAUUAAUCAUAUUGGCAAACUUUUUAAAAAAAAGUCUGAGUGAAAUUUUAAAAAUCAUGGGGAAAGCUGAAUUGAUACAUAAAGUUUAACAAAUAAAUGAUCAUACUGCCUGCCACCAUAGCUUCCAUAUUGCGUGCAGGGUGAGACAUCUCAGAGUGUAACAACUAAAACAACUAGAUUUUCCUUGAUUUCAGUUGUAGCUUCAGGUUCUUCUAAGUGUUGCUUAAGAUCUACCUUAAUGGACUGUUUUACUUAAAUUUCUAUGGAUAUUUUUCAUUCCCCCCCCCUUUUUUUUUUUUUUAAAUAUCAAGACAUUUUUCAUCUUAGAACUUCAUUUCCUAUUAACACACCUUUGGCAAGAAAAAAUUGUUCACCGAUAGCAGUGCGUUUUGUGUUUUCACUGUUGGGUGUUCUGUAGGAAUCCUUCUUAGAAUUUGAGAUGCGUCACAGUAGCUGUAGUUUUGCAAAUUAUAUGUUUAGAAAAAUAGUGUGUCAUUGUAAAAAACAGUUCAGGUGCAACCAGACAUUGACCUCACUGAAGCAGAACAAAACCCAAAUGCUUUCCUUGUUCUGAGGGACUCUCUGGAAGCUAGAACCGUUAAGAAUUAGUGCAGCCUGGUGCCAAUGCCCAGUAUUGACAAGACUGCUUGGCUGAAUGUUUUCAACACAAUACUGGGUUCGCUGCCACCAGGACGCUUCAGUGGGGAAAGCGACAGGAGAGAGAGAUCUGAUAGCAGGAGGCAAAACCCCAGCACUGGAGUAAAAUACUGCUCUUCCUUCAUCACAUUAUUAUCGAUUGAUUAAACCCACAACCCAGUAAACUAGGAGACAUACUACAGUUAAAACUUUAGUAUGGUAGAACAUAUGGGAAUGCACUAAUUUACAGGGUACAAAUAAUAUGCAACUUCUCAUUGUGGACGGUUUGGGCCAACUCCCACUGAAGGCAAUAGAAAAGUUCUCUGACUUUGAUGGGAGUUUUAUGUUCUAGUCAUUGCUCGUUUUUUUAUGGGGCACAAGUAGUUGUUCCAAAAUUUGGAUUUUGGGCGGGGGGAGUUUCACACAAACUUUACUUGACCAGAGAGAGGUUUUCAUUAGUUCAGAAGGGUUUGUUUUUAAUUUUCCACUAUUUGUGUCCCAGAACACAACUGCCUCCUCCUAGUAUAGGAGACCCUUUCAGUGAAACAGGCCAUAAAGAGAAUGUGGGUUUGAACAGCCUAAAUUCACUGUCCAUGGGGCAUAAAUGGGGAAAGAUAAACGUCAGUUGGAAAACACUUAUUUCCCCCUGGCAUUCCGAGAGACGUAGAAGAAUUUUGAAACUGAGUUAUCUUGCUUGUGCCCCAUAAUUGCCAGCAAGGUUAUAAGAAGCAAUAAAUGGUUAGUAAGGCUCUAGCAGGGGCGGGGUGAUACAAUUUAGAAGCCCAAAUAUGGACAAGAUCAUUCCCUUGGGCUGGGGGGUGAAACUGUCUGUUUCUGCCAAAUUCUUCCACUGCAUAGUGGAGUUUGCUUUUUCCCACCGAACCCUCAAAUGCAGCAGGAUGCUUGGCAUCCAGACCUCACCGGAUGUGUGCCUAGCCUCUGAGACCUCCUCGAUUCCUCCCCCUUUCCAACUACCAGGCUAUGCGAGUCCAGUAGAUCAAUGCUGUGAGGAUAUUUCUCACACAUGCUCCUCUCCCACCCCACCAUGAAAGGGGUUGCUAACGGGUGUGGGGACCUUACAAAAAGGCAUUCUGCUUUUUGCAUGGAAGCCCUAUGGGGCUCAAAGGGGAAAAUGCAUGUCCCCCCAUUAUCCUCCCCCUCCUCACGGUGAUCUCUAAAUCCACUUUCAGCCCUCUGGGAAGACAGACACAUGCCCAGUUCUGUGUAGGAGGAAGAUCUGCACAUGGAGAGUCACCUGCAUCCAGAAGUUUUUAGCAGAACAUUCCUCUCCAUUAUCAGGCCUAGAGCCACACUGGACCAAUUAGUUCCUGUGUUGUAUAGGGACAUCAUAACACAAGACAAUGCAUUUUCUGUGUAAUAAAAUGGAACAAAGGAGCAAUUGGACGCUAAGGGAUAAGACAACAAUAUAGAGGUAGAAAAGUUAAUGCAAACAAAAAGAGUAUUGGAAGGGAUAUAGAACCUCAUGCUCAGGCUUUACACCAAUCUCUAAUUAAGGAUUAGGAUGAAAUCUUAAUGGAAAUUAGAUUAUCUCAUGUUUUCUUACUAUGGGGUUCUUACACUUUGCUCUGAGACAUCUGGUAUUGUCUGCUACCAGGGACAGGCUACUGGACUAGAUGGACCUUGGGUCUGAUCCAGGCUGGCACUGUAUUUCAAUCUAACAGUAGUAAGAGUUUUGUGAUAUGACAGGUCAUGCCCAGUGGUGCCACUUUAUUCCCUACUCAUUGUCAGCACAACCCUACAUUUACAUUACAACAUUGGCUUUACAUAUGGCCUUUCAAAGUGCAGUGGUUUUAACAGUUUCAUCACAUAGCAGCAAAAACAUCUGUGUGUCACAGCAUGAAUUUGCUUUCUAGUGUUAUCACAUCAGAGCACCAUCAUGUGGUACUGUUGGUUGUAGACCCCCAAAGAGAUUAAGACCUGUUUUGUUUGCAGGGAAACCAGGCUUAGCCCCAUAGAAAUUGAGGUAGUCGGUUUACCUAAUACUACGCCGUAGUUGGCAGAAAUAGAUUGAUAGAGUGCUAAUAAAUACCACCUAUCUCAAAGACCAAAAUAUUCAAAUAGGCUGCCUAAAGCACAGCACAGAAAUAAAUUUUCAGAAGUGCUCAGAACCCACCACUCUCAACCUCUGAAAAUCCAGCCUCAUCACUCUCAUCGUGAUGCCUGACUUUAGGCCAACAUUUUUCGAACAUGGUUGGCUAAACAAUCAUGUAAAGAGUAGUUGACAUGCUCAUUGUGCCCUGUAACUUCAAAAUUUUGCCAAAAUUUAUUCUGAAGAGUAGUUGCUAGUUACAUAGCUAGAAUUACCAAGGAAAGAACAUGGGGAUGAGAUCUGGUUGGAACUUUCAUAAACAGACAGCUUCCCCAUAGCAACCGUCUGAUCAGAGCAACCUUCCUUCCUUUGUCUGCAGUGCAAGAACAUUGCUGAGAAAGGAUGGGCUCAAUCCUCCAACAUAGAAUAUCAGGGUUGGAAGGGACCUCAGGAGGUCAUCUAGUCCAAUCCCCUGCUCAAAGAGACCAAUCCCCAAUUAAAUCAUCCCAGCCAGGGCUUUGUCAAGCCUGAUCUUAAAGACUUCUAAGGAAGGAGAUUCCUCCACCUCCCUAGGUAACGCAUUCCAGUGUUUCACCACCCUCCUAGUGAAAAAGUUUUUCCUAAUAUUCAACCUAAACCUCCCCCACUGCAACUUGAGACCAUUACUCCUCGUUCUGUCAUCUGCUACCACUGAGAACAGUCUAGAUCCAUCCUCUUUGGAACCCCCUUUCAGGUAGUUGAAAGCAGCUAUCAAAUCCCCCCUCAUUCUUCUCUUCCGCAGACUAAACAAUCGCAGUUCCCUCAGCCUCGCCUCAUAAGUCAUGUGUUCCAAUCACCUAAUCAUUUUUGUUGCCCUCUGCUGGACGUUUUCCAAUUUUUCCACAUUCUUCUUGUAGCGUGGGGCCCAAAACUGGACACAGUACUCCAGAUGAGGCCUCACCAAUGUUGAAUGGAGGGGAAUGAUCAUGUCCCUCAAUCUGCUUGCAAUGCCCCUAUAUAUACAUCCCAAAAUGCCAUUGGCCUUCUUGGCAACAAGGGCACACUGUUGACUCAUAUCCAGCUUCUCAUCCACUGUAACCCCUCGGUCCUUUUCUGCAGAACUGCUGCCAAGCCAUUUGGUCCCUAGUUUGUAGCGGUGCAUGGGAUUCUUCCGUUCUAAGUGCAGGACUUUGCACUUGUCCUUGUUUUGGCCCAAUCCUCUAAUUUGUCUAGGGCCUUGUGUAUCCUAUCCCUACCCUCCAGCGUAUCUACCUCUCCUCCCAGUUUAGUGUCAUCUGCAACAUGCUGAGUAUCUCCCAUAAGGAUCUGAGCUUCCCAACUCUCACUGAUAUCAGUGAUAGCUAAGGGCUUUCCUCACCUCACAGGAGGUCCUCAGCACUUUAUAGUAGUAAGCCCCAGACCAACUAGAUGAGUUACAUCUAUUCUCUCAGAGCUUGGGCCUAACACAGGGUCUGAUGCAAAACCAUCAGUUUUUCCAGUGGCUUCAGUGGAUCAGGCCCAUCUACUACAGAAACUGCCUUUUAAAAUAAAAUAAAAAAUAAAUAAAUAGUUGGAAAAUAGUUUUCCACAGGUUUGUUCUGCUCACGGUAUAGAUUGCAUGAGCUAAAAUUUUACCAGGUACUAGUUUUACCUCAGGGAUUGGCUCCUGAGUAGUUCUCCCUUGAUUUGGUGUUGACGGACCGAUUACACAGUGGCUAGCUGAUUAUUAUAGGGAAUUAUAUUUUUUUCCCCUCCUGCAUAAAGGAGGGAAACAGACAGAAGCAAAGUAUUGCUUUGCAAUCAGUUUCAGUCCCCCACUCCCUCCCCUAAGCAUCUCCCACGACCUUGAACUGGCUUCCUUAAGAUGCCUAGACGUUCAAUAAAAGAAUAAGCCAAAAAAAAAAAAAAAAAAACCCAAAACAAAAUACCCCCACCCAACCCUGUAUAAAAUGACUAAAAGCUAGGUUUCACAGCCUACAAGCAAAAUUCACCAAAGUAAAACUUAGCCUAUGCCAAUAAAAUGACUGAUCCACAAUAUCUUUCCCAUUAUAUUUAUCUGGCAGGAGGAAGGAUGGGGAAUAUUGUGGGGUUUUUUGUUUUGUUGUUGUUAAAAAGCAUCUCACAGUUUCUCUUUAAAUAUUACAAAAACCUUUUCUUGGUAAAAACAAUUUAGUGUCCACAGCAGUUCAGACCUCAUAGUCUUGCUGUAUAUUAGAUUUUGCAAUUUCCCACACCCGACCACAGAAAUAUAUGGCUGUUCCUUAGUUUCAGAAAUCAAUAAAAGCAAAGGGCAAAGUGUCAGAGUAUUGCAAGAACACUGUUGACGACCUUGUACGAGCAUGGGAUGCCAGUGACAUUGUGUAAACAUGGUUUGUGUGAUGGCUUGUACCAUGAAAUUGGGUAUGGUUAAGUAUCCUCAAGCCAUUCUGGGUAAAGACCUUAAAGCUCAGCAUUAAUUAAAAACUGAGGGAAAUGCAAAAUACCUGAGAUCAGCUUCUCUCUACCUCUCAGAAGGGGACAUUGAAAGUGGAGCAAAUCAGGGGAGGGAAAGUUGUCCCUCUUCUGUAAAAUUUGUUUUCAUUCAGUGUGCAAUUCCUAGCAUUGGACAUUCUUUGUUCACCGCAGUAUGCAGACUGCUUCAAAGAAUUAAAGUCAGACAGUGGGAUAUGCAGACAACAUUCUAUGCACAGCACCUCUUCCAAGGAGUUUUCAUGUCCUGUCAAGACAAGUAUUUGAAAAAAGGCUCAUUACAGCGUGCAACAUUUAUAUAACGUUCACUGAAGCUAAAAGCCAGUGUCAAAUAGUGUCGUAUUAUAGCUUGCACCACUGUGGAAAAGUAUUGGAAGGGCUCACUGGAACUCUGACCCGAUUGCUUUUUAUCUCAGCCCAUUUGUGCACUUGAAAAGAAAAGGAAAGAUUUAAAGACAUCUCUCCCGUUUUCUUUUUUGCUCAGUGGUUCUGGCUACGUUCUGUCUAAGCAUCUCUUAAUCCUGGUCUCUCUCUCUUUUUCAUUAACAGAUAUUUUAAGAACCCAGAUUUCUCAGUGUCACUAAAUAAUUGAUUCAGUGAUAUCAUUUUUAGUUUCUUAUACAUCUCACAAAGGACAGAAAGACAUUUCUCUAUUUCCACGGUUACACAAAGGCACUGACUCAAAACCAGCAUUUUCAUUCCUGACCUCCAGCAACCCUUACUUUGCUCCUUUUAGGACAGAGGUUUGUUCUUCUAACAUCUACCUAAUGGGUGCUUUCUUGAGUUGGCAGGUAAUGAGGCCUCUCUUAGGGCAAUUCUAUGCUUCCUUUAGAUAUGGGUCAUGUCAGGAGCUGAUUUUAGUGGUGGUUUCGGGAAUAUAUUGCACUGUAAUAACAUUUUGCACUUCUGUAAUGCCUUCCAUCUAAGGAUCUUGAAGUACUUUAGAAUAUGAACAUUAAUUAGCCCUCACUGAACCCCUGUGAAGGGGGCAGGAAGUAUCAACACCCCCCAUUUACAAAUGGGGAAAACAAACACAGAGAGGGUAAGUGAUUUACCCACGGUCACACGACAAAGUCUGUGGUAGAGCUGGGAAGUAGAGGUGAUUCUCCCAACUCCCAGUCCUUAGGACUGCAUGUGAUUUUUAAAGAGAUUUAUAGUUUUUAUUCAUAGGCCCAGAGGUCAAACUAGAUGUAUUUUUCUAAACUAGAAAAAUAAAUGAAAGGAACUUAACAAAACUGGCCUUCCCUUCUGGAGUAGAGACCACAUGACUCAGUCACCUUACUCAUUUCAUUUCUCACAAUGCAUUGUGAGCCUCAGCCAAAGCCCACUGCAGUCACUGGAAAGAUUCCCAUUGAAUUCAAUGAACUUUGGAGGAAACCUGCUGACUUGACUGGGGGAGCCCAGAGCAGGGAGAGAAAGAGAGGGUCUGUAAUCCAGUGAACAACGUACAAUGUAGUGCAACCCAGCCAAUAAUAGAAACAGUUACUAACAAUUAUCUCUAGUAAAAAAUAAAAAAAGUCUACGUUAAGUAAAUCUCCCAUCCUUCUCUGCUAUGGAAUUCCCAUGGAGCCAAAAGCUCAUCUAAGUCUGAGCUCCAAAGAGCCAACAACAUUUACAGAGCAAAGCAGCUUUGUUGUAGCUUAAAAUAUGUAUAUAUUUGGCCUGCCUUUGAAUAGGGAUCUUUGCAAAUAUCAGUCUAUCAUCUGCUCAGAUGUAAUCCUAUUUACAGUUCUCCUUACUACAUUUCUCCUUGUCCAGGUUAGGAUGUAAGGCUACCCUUAGCCCUCCCUGUUUUUUGUUCAUGGUAUCAUUAAAACCUAGAGAUGGAAAGGCCCUGUUAGAUCAUCUAUUCCUUGGGGAACAGUGUAGAAUUGGUGCACUUUAGCUGAUCUAAUUUUAAAAUGUUCCAGUCGUUAGGGUUUCCUCCUCGUUGCUUGGGAAACUGGUCUGUAUGCUAACAGAGCUCCCAUUAGGAAGCUUUUCCUGAUAAGAAAAUAAAGAGAGACUUUUCUUCAUUUCAGCUGUUAUAUGCCCUUGGAUCACAUUAAAUCAUCCUACUAGUUCUUGAUAUACACUUCUCUAGAGCAGUAGUUAAUUCUGGAAGGUGAGAGGUCAGACAGAGUUGACCAUCUAUGUUUUUAUUAUAUUACUUUGCAAAUGAUACCCUGUUUUACUUUGAUCUUUUUAAAAAAAUUGGCAAAGACCGUACUUACCACAGUCACUGGGAAGGUACUGCCUGCCUAGCCCCAACAGUGCUUCGCAAGACGAGAGAGAGAUCAGAGGGAUCACAUCCACCAGUGCACUUUUUGAGGCAGCAGUAUUUCCCAUAAAUGUGACUGCUGCCAGAUGGGACCUUGACAUAGUCUGUUGUACGCCCAUGUAGUCCUCAGCCGCUCUACUGAAACUGUCGUAACAAGAUCAAAAAGGUAAUAUAUCAAUAGCACUCUUAUGGAGUAAUAACUACUUGUAUUAGAUGUCAAGGUGGUUCAUACAAUGUGUAGUGUCAAAAUGUCACAAUGUAAACAUCACUCUGCAGAAUUAGUCAUUUAGUGUUACUGCGAACACAGCCCUUUGUUAAAAAGUAUGGGUUUGGGAUGGACAACCUGAUUGUAGACGUAAGAAAUCUAACUCCUGGAGCUUGCUGGUCUAAAGGAGGACAUGGUAACUGGUGGAGGGAACAAGGAACCGAGAGAUCAGUGUUGGGGUUCCAAGCUUCCUGGAUUAGCAGGUGGUGGAAGGGUGCCUAGUGACACUCAAACCCGUGUCAUGUCCUGGCCAUGCCAGGUGCUCUAGAAGGAGUCACACUCAGUCCUACAAGGACAGGGGGACAGACGAGGCCAGUGUGAGGCCAUGGGUAUUCCAAGAGGCUCAGAGGUUCAACAUUUCUGCUGCAUCUAUCUCCACAUGUGAGAGUGUUCAGACUCCUCCUGAACAAACAGUUUUAUGCAGAUCAUUUUGUCCUGUAUUCACGGGUCUCAAAGGGCAAAGAACAAAAAGCCUCGAGACAGUCAAGUUGGAGCUUGACUUGUCUUGGAGUCAAGACAGUCACACUGGGGUCAUCUAUCCCAAAUCCCAACCCACUUGCUGUCAAAGUAACUUUGUGGUGUUGUCCUCCAAUUAAUCUGUGUCCAAGUAUGUGCAAAAAGUGAUUAAAGAGCAGCUCACACCUUACCACAACACUGAGGGACGUUACUUAUUUGAUGGUCAACAAGUUGCACGUGACUUGAUUAUUCAAUUGGAAUUAAUUUUACAACUUGGUUUAGUUAUUCUUGGGUCAUACUCUCCAAUUUACCAGCUAACUUUGAAUCUGGUAGGGGGAAUACAGAGAUAAAAAUACAUUAGUAGAGUGAGAAGAAAUGUUGACUAUUAAAGAAAAAAAAAAAGGGCACACUAAAAGCGUUAGGCUCAACUCAUCGCCUGUUGUAGGGCUACUGAUGUCAACGAUGGAGUCACACCUGGGAUGGAUCUGGCUCCCCCUGUAGGGAAAUCAUCAAUAGAAUCCAGAAAGAAUGAUGUGAAACGCAAUACAAGCAGCCCAUUGCUGCAUUGGGAAGAGAUCAGAUGAAAGGAUUAGAGGCUAGGAGGGCAGAGAGAUCCCAGCUGUUCAGCUCUACGACCUGCUCUUCUGUUUUAUAUUGUGGCCCUUUCCCUACCCCAUUAUCGCUCCCAUAUUUAAAUAGAAAAGCCAGGGAUUCAUCUCUCUGAUACAGCCAGGCAUCCAGCUGCUCUAGCUACAAUGACGCCAUCGGGGGUGGCACUCUAUGCCUCUGUUUGGACUAGAAAGGCAGAGCGGUUAUAGGUCUCAGAGUCACAACACCACUGAGUCUCUUAGGAUAGUUUGAAGAUGAGAAUUAAGGACAACAACAUUGUAGUAAUGGGAACAAUAGAGAUUCUUCAAGGGAGUCCUUCAAGCUAUAAUUCCUUAUUGGUAUUUUUUUUUUAACCUGUGCAACUUACAUUCCAUCAAAUGAAGUGACUGUACAGAACACAAGGAUAGUCCAUAGUUCUGUAAGUGCAGUUGGUACACCACUGUUGUCAGGCUGUGCUCACAAACGAUUGCAUUUUAGUUGCAAACUUCCAUUUUCUUCCAAAACUAGAGUUCUAUUGAAACUGUAAAGACCGUUGAUUAAACAUACAGCGUGGUUUGUUCUCUUUGGUUUGAAACUUCUCAGAGCAAUUUUAUAAUAGACACAUCUUUCAGACAACGUGUGUGUGGCCCCUAUGCAUGGUAAGGCCCACAGCUGCAUUUCUCAGUGUGGCGGGAAACUAUUUUUGUGACAAUGGUUUUUGUUCUACACAAAGGCACGCUUGCAAUAAGUUUUUACAAAUUUUGUACACCAUGAGCUAAAUUCUGAGGUCCAAAAUGUGAAGUGUGGCAACAACAACAAAUUGGAUUUAUAGUCUCACUCUGAAAUCUUGUCAUGUGAUUUUAUUUCUUCAACAAAGUUUGUUUACAAUCAGCAACUUUGAAAUACAGUCAAAAUAUUACUG
Molecule: messenger RNA, 12159 nt
Organism: Chelonia mydas (Green sea turtle)
Lineage: Eukaryota; Metazoa; Chordata; Testudines; Cheloniidae
Gene: PGBD5
Product: piggyBac transposable element derived 5
Exons: 7
Coding region: 13-1884 (623 amino acids)
Biological process (GO): non-replicative DNA transposition
Cellular component (GO): nucleus
Molecular function (GO): transposase activity
Source: RefSeq, a predicted model, not a curated record